AUGUCACACAAUAAAAUUCCAGAAAAGUUUCAAUUAUUAUUAGAAAAUGGUGAAAAUAUAUUAACUAGGGUUUAUAAUACAAGAUUAUUAUUUCAAAAUAACAAGGUGAAACCAUCAUUCAUUAUCGAUGAAAAGAUAUCAAAGAUUUUAAAGAAUUUAAUUGCCAAGUAUCCAGAACUCCCAGAAAAUAAUGACAAAUCAAUUCAAGGUUUUGAUUUAUUAACAUCACGUGCUAAACAACAUCUUGAAGAGUUAGAAGAUCAUUAUUACACAUUAACAGAUGCAUUCGAUUGGAAAGAGGCAGCAUUCCUUCUCUUACAAGAUAUCGCAACCAACACUGUUGCAAUCAACUUCACCAACAACAUUCAAUUAUGCAGCAAAUUCUUAGAUUUACUUGUACUCUAUGGUAAAGUUAAUUAUAUGGUUUCAUUGGUUACUGAUAGAAAGAUUAUUACAGCCGUUUAUGCAAAGUUAUUCCUUUAUACCCGUAGUGCUAGCGAACCAACUUAUUCAAGAAUGAGCAAAUGGAUCAACGAAUUUGAAAAUCCAAUUAAAAAGAUUCAAGAAGAAUUCCGUGCUAUCAACGAUUCAAUUGGUCAAGCUCUUUUCUCUUUUGAAAGUACUUAUGCUAAACGUCGUGUUAUCACUCAACUUCGUAAAGAUGGAGCCCUUAAUCUUAUCUUGAAACCUGAAGAUAUUGCUCGUCCAGUUCAAGAUCAAUAUCGUAUUGAAUUAGCAUAUGCUGGUCAUAUUUAUCAAUGGAUCCUUUAUGGUUAUCUUUUCGCUCCAGGAUGUUUAACUACCCAAAAUUCAAUUGAUUUAGCCAAAUUUGUAUUAUCCGAAGGUUUUUAUUUACCUGUCUAUAAAGAAGUUUCAAUUUCAAUUCACAAUGAAUUUAAUACAUUAUUUAAGAAUUAUAAGAGCAAAACUAUAAAUUUACAAAAACAAAAAAAGAUUGUCAAAGAAGCUGCUCAAGCAUCAACUCAAGAGGCACCACGUAAACAUGCUGAAAGAAGAGUUUAUAUUAGACAAGAAUUAGAAGCUAUGUGGAAUCUUUUUAGAGAUAAGCCAUGUUUAUUAGCUCCAAAGAUUAAUGUACUUUUAGCAGCUCUUUCAAUGGCAAAGGAAGAAAUCUUUUGGUAUUUCCGUCACACUGAUGUUACACCACCAGAAAAAGUAAAGAAAUUCUAUAACAAACAAAAUGAAGUUAGAGAAAGAAGAAUUGCUUCAUUAUUAUCAUUAAUUUCACAUUUGGUUCAAUUGGUCCAAACCCAUAAAAAGAUGAUUCAAAAUUAUUAUGUUGAAUAUAUCGCAGGUGCUGAUAUUUUAGGUUUAUCAAAAGUUAUUACACCACAACUUUUAAAUACAGCAGGUUCAGUUGUAACUCAACAAAUAAACACAAUUCUUAAUGAAUUGAAAUCUAUUACACCAGGCCAAGAGUACAGAUUCGAUAACUUUAGAGCCAAUUGGAUGAGAUUGGGUUAUUUAUUACAAUCAAACUCAUGUCCACUUAAAGAAAGCGAAGCAAAACAAAUCACUUCACGUUUAAAUCUUAUCUACACUCACAGUAAGAAUGUCGAUUGUUUAGAUCAACUCUUAGACGAAUAUGGCAAUCUUACAGGAUUAUGGUCAUUCAAAGAUCAAUUAUUAAAUGGUGUCUUUGAUCAAGCAAUUGUCGAUAUGUCUGCAGAUCAACCAACUCAUUCAAUGAUUUUCUUAAAACUCCUCUCACAAUUCCCAAAUAAUGCCACCCAAUUCUAUCCAGAAGAAAAAGAACUUAUUGGUAAAGAGUGUGUUAACUUUGCUAAUAGUUACCUUUCAAAGAUUACCAAUCGUAUCGUCUCUAUUCUUGGUAAUAGUGUUGCCCAAACAUUUUUAUCUAAUCAACAUCAAUUGGAUGAUGUCAAUGCUGCUUUCCCAUUAUUACAAAAGAAGAAAGAUUGGAAACCACCAAAAGAUUUUGUCCCACCAAUCGAACCAUCCAGCGAAUCACAAUUUAGACAUAGAGCCAAUUUAGAAAACCUUCGUAACGAAGAAAAGAAUGCCUAUCAACUUUGCAAUGCUCUCAACGAGUUCCUCGAAAUUGUAAUCUAUGAUCAUGUCUUUAUUCCAAGAGAAUUCCUUCGUGAAAAAUUAGGAAAUACCUUAAAACAAUAUAUGCGUCAAUCCAUUCAACCACCACAACCAACUUCAUCACAAAUGGACGUCAAUAUUCCACGUCUUGGUCAAUACGAAUCAAAUCUUCGUGUUUUCAUUGGUGUUUUAGUAUUUGUCGAAAACUAUGUAGAUAUUGAUAUUGGUGAUCUCAUCCGUCAAACUAUUCUUACUGAAUUCUAUGCUAAAGCUUUAGGUAAGAGUGGUCGUGUUGAUUGGUUCCCAGAGGGUGAAAUCGAAAUGAAUGAUCUUACCCUUUCAACUAUUACCAAUUAUUAUGUUGAUUUGGUUUCAAAGAAACUCAAUGUACCAGGUGUUGUAUACUCUCCAGUCAAAUUAGGUUUUAUUUCUAAAGCUGGUACUCCAUUCCGUGCUGAAGAACAUGCCGAUCUUUCAGAAAUGCGUGCUCUCUGCGAUUUAGUUGGUCCAUAUGGUCUCAAAGUUGUUGAAAGAGAAAUUUUACGUUUUGUUCAAACUACCACCGCUUCAAUGAAAGAAAUCCUCACAUUAAAUUCAGCCAAUCUCGAAGAAUAUGCUGCAAAUUACUUUAAACCAAAGGCUAUCGAAAUUUUAAAGAGAUUCAAAGUUACUGAUUUCGAUGCUAUUGUUCAAAAAUGUAUUGCCAUUGGUAAUGCCCUUCAUUUAAGAUCUAUGAUGAGAGAGGCAAUGAAAGAUGUUAUCUCUGAAAACCUUCCAUACAUCCACGACAGUGUUUCAAAUGCCUUCAAAGAAUACAACUGUAAUACAUUUAUGUUCCCAGAGUUUUUAGGUGUAGAUACAUUAGCUCUUGAUACUGGUCUUGAUGUUGGUAUCGCCGAUCAAUACUUAAAGGUUAUCCUUAGAAAACUUUCAACAGAAUCCGACAAGAGAGUUUGGGAAUUAUUACCAAUCAUGUUCUCAUUAACCUUCUUUGGUAACAUUUGGAAAGAAGCCCAAUAUAAAGCAACAAUUGAUGCUCACUCUAAUAAUGUUCAUGUAUUAUCUAAAGCCAUUUGUGAUCUUUUAAUUGCUUUUGGUGCCAUCAACUCUACCUCUGGUAAUGAAGCAGAAAUUACAUCAUCAUUAAGCCGUUUCCUUGAAAUCUCAUCAGUUAAUAUUCUUCGUAUGUUUAGAGGUAAACCAAACGAAAAGUUCGUUCCAAAUGAAAUUCAAUCAGUCAUUGUCUUUUUAGAUAAAUUCACUCAACAAUGCCCAUUAUUAACAAAAGAUUCACUCGAGCAAUUUAUUCCAUACUCUCUUAUUAGAAAUAUGUAUAAAGAUUUAUUUGAACAUAAAGUUCAAAAACAACAAGUUGAAACAUCAGAACAAAAUUUUUAA
Dictyostelium purpureum is the source of this 3471-nucleotide messenger RNA. Its product is annotated as component of scar regulatory complex. Gene Ontology annotation, biological process: cell projection assembly; cell morphogenesis; cortical actin cytoskeleton organization. Gene Ontology annotation, cellular component: SCAR complex. The transcript has 3 exons. The coding region runs from base 1 to 3471 and encodes 1156 amino acids. Lineage: Eukaryota; Evosea; Eumycetozoa; Dictyosteliales; Dictyosteliaceae. The record is from RefSeq and is a predicted model, not a curated record.